Molecule: messenger RNA, 986 nt
Organism: Myzus persicae (green peach aphid)
Lineage: Eukaryota; Metazoa; Arthropoda; Insecta; Hemiptera; Aphididae
Gene: eEF5
Product: eukaryotic translation initiation factor 5A
Exons: 5
Coding region: 183-665 (160 amino acids)
Biological process (GO): positive regulation of translational termination; positive regulation of translational elongation
Molecular function (GO): RNA binding; translation elongation factor activity; ribosome binding
Source: RefSeq, a predicted model, not a curated record
UAUCGUCUGUGCGUCUGUCUCUUUUUUUGCUGUUGUGUCGCCCAAAUCAAAGGCUCAGUACUUUUUUUUGAAUUAAAAAAGAAUCCUUAGCUUUUCUAUAUUUCUCUUUUUUUUUAGCUUAUAUUUUUAAGUAGUAUAGUUCAUUUUGUUAUUCGUUCUGUUAACAAAUUCUAUUUUGAAUAAUGGCUGACAUCGAAGAUACUCACUUUGAUACCGGAGACUCUGGUGCUUCAACCACAUACCCCAUGCAAUGUUCAGCUUUGCGAAAGAAUGGUUUCGUUAUGUUAAAAGCUCGCCCGUGCAAAAUUGUGGAUAUGUCCACUUCAAAGACUGGUAAGCACGGACAUGCUAAGGUCCAUUUAGUUGGCCUAGAUAUAUUUUCUGGUAAGAAAUAUGAAGAUAUAUGUCCGUCAACUCACAAUAUGGAUGUUCCAUUUGUUAAACGUGAAGAUUAUCAGUUGACUGAUAUAUCAGAUGAUGGCUAUUUAUGUUUGAUGUCUGACAAUGGUGAUUUGCGUGAAGACUUGAAGAUUCCUGAAGCUGAAAUUGGUCAACAAUUGAAAAAUGAAUACGAUGCCGGAAAAGAGCUUUUGUGUACUGUAUUGAAAUCCUGUGGCGAAGAAUGUGUGAUUGCCAUUAAGACAAACACAGCUUUGGACAAAUAAUGCUCAUAAAUGACAAAACGUCAUACGAGCAAAACAUUUCUUUUAAUAUUUUUUUUUUUUUCUUAGUGGCUAAACAAUUUUCAAAUUCUCUUUUUAAUAAUUAAACCCUAGAAAAAUGAUAAUUACUUGUAAACUGUUUUUAAUAAUGUAAUUAAACAAUCUAUCAGUCUUCAGAUUAUUUACACUAUAAUAAUUAAAAAUAUUAUGGUAUUUAUAUUAAGAGAAAAUAAACAUUGUUUUUACUUUUUAAAAAGUUGUUAAAGUAUGAACUAUGGGUUAAACCAGAUUUUGAAAUAUAAAUAACCAAGUCACUAAUGUUAA